Molecule: messenger RNA, 1182 nt
Organism: Chelonoidis abingdonii (Abingdon island giant tortoise)
Lineage: Eukaryota; Metazoa; Chordata; Testudines; Testudinidae
Source: RefSeq, a predicted model, not a curated record
ACCCUCACCCCAGCAUUCAUCUGUCUUGGUGAGAGAGGAGAAGUAACAAAAGGCGUGGGUCCCAUGGAUUCAAAACAGCCGCUUAGUAGAAGAACUGCCUCACCUCAAACACAGGACAGCUGUUGGGUGGAAAGUCCCGCUGAUCAUCGGUAUUGUAUUCGCAGCCGUUGUUGUGCUUGUGGUUCUCAUAAUACUUUUGCCUGUGAAAUCUCCACCCGAAUCCAAGCUGCCUCAUGUCUACACCCCAACCCAGUUAAGUGCAAAACCCGCCCCGGUGCCUGCUGCCCAGAUGGCUGGGUCGGGUUUAGAGGAAAAUGCUAUUAUUUCUCUGAUACUGAGGGGACCUGGGACUCCAGCCAGAGCCUCUGCUCUUCACUCAAUGCCUCCCUGGCUAAGAUCGACACUGAAAAAGACCUGGACUUCAUUAUGCGAUAUAAAGGCAUCUCUGAGUUCUGGAUUGGCCUAAAGCGAGUAUCGGUGCAGCUGUGGCACUGGGUAAAUGGUGAACAGUUCAACAACCUGUUUACGGUAAGAGGAGAAGGCUACUGCGUGUACCUGAGCGAUGACUUUGCGACUUUGUUGUGGUGCUCCACAAAGCGCUACUGGAUCUGCAGCAAACCUGAUGGAAUGCGAAGGAAGGACAAGGACCAAACAUUAAAAGAUGUACAUGAAUAUCAGCCUCCAACUCAACUCCAGUACACGACCCAACAUCAGUGCAGUCUUAAUGCUUUCUUUUGUUAUUAUGUCUUCCAGAAAAGAUCAAUUCCUUCUUUAAGACUUUCAGGAAAAAGAUGUGUCUGCAAGAAGGCACAGUCAGAACACCAACCAGUUCAGGAUAAAGAGCAAACAGUUCAGGAGCAUGUACAUUCAAACCAGAGAUGCCAGAAGAGGUCCAGCAGUGGAAAUGUGACGUGUCCAUUUUUUGCAGAGCCAGACAUGAUGUUAAUCAAAUAUACAAUCAUGAAACCCAGGAAGGAUGACCAGCAAGACUCUUUGGAAGAUGAGCACGGGGAGGCCAAUGAAGAACUGUACCUGAAAAGCCAAAAUCUCUUUAGGACUCAGGACUCUGAAGCCAGCCAGAUAGAAGAUAACCAAAGAAAAGAAAGAUAUGCAGGAACGAAGAAUGAGAAAACAACAGAUAAAAGAGGAAAGAUCAACAAAGAGAAGACAUGUCAAAAAUAA